AUAUGCAUACUCCCACCAACACCUAGGCCACACCCAUCCGCACCCUGUUUUGAAGUUUGCAAAUGGAUGCGAUACAUAUACUGAUGUAUAUCGAUCUUAGCUGGCUUUUUAAAAACUGGGUACAGCUGUCAGAACCACAGUAAAAGCUAGGUUAAUACUAUAAAGUUCAUAUAUACCAGAGGUUUAUAGUUUACGCGAGCGCGAUCACUAUUAAUCAAUCAAUCAACACCAUCUUUUUGAUCACAUUUAGAUAAUGUACCACCACCACAAGCAAAAUUACCACAUUCAAACUCGGCGACGGCUGCUAAACCACCUGUUUCUACCUCAAGCGCGCCAAAAUUCGUGGUACAAGCUGCUCCACAGAUAACUGCCAAUGAUACUACGACCGCUAAAUUAAAUUUGUGUCGUGAUGUUAUACGUGAAUUGAUGUAUUUUCCUUCUUGGCCGCCUACAUGUUCGUAUGGAUGGGUAAUUUUUCGUGAUGGUGGAAUGCUCCUAACAAGUGUUUGUGCUUUACUUGGCAUCAGAUAUGCAUUGAUUGUCGACGAACCUAGUGCUUAUCGAUCAUUGACGGUUUGGUACAACGAUUCACGAAGAGCUUAUAUUCCACCAAGAUACACACCAGGAAGACAAUGGCGACGUAGAAGAAUGGGUAAACUUCAAUGUACUAUUCGUCGAUUUACUGUAGUUAAGGGAAUAUAUUCUGCACGUCAUACUAUUCAAUAUCUACGACAACAACUCAUGGGAAGAAUGUCCUAA
Adineta steineri is the source of this 759-nucleotide messenger RNA. Lineage: Eukaryota; Metazoa; Rotifera; Eurotatoria; Adinetida; Adinetidae. The record is from the annotation of a GenBank genome assembly.